Molecule: messenger RNA, 1099 nt
Organism: Malus domestica (apple)
Lineage: Eukaryota; Viridiplantae; Streptophyta; Magnoliopsida; Rosales; Rosaceae
Source: RefSeq, a predicted model, not a curated record
GAAGUUGGGGGUGAGUGGUGGUCAGUACUUUCUCAAACAAAACAUGAAAUAGGAUAACAAAAUCCUCCAAAUCCAGUGACCACCAUGCCCUUAACUAUCAAGCUCACUUGGGCUCCCUCCACAAAUCCCACAUCGCAUCUCCUCCCCUCAAAACUCCUCACCCCAUCUGAAUCCUCCUCUGCAAUCUUCUUCCCCCGAGCUUCUACUCCUUCCCCACCUCAUCGACCUCUCAUAGCAAAAUGCACGACUGGUGGCGCUGCCGGAGAGGGCGGCGGCUUGAAGAAGGCACUGAGUGGCAUUGUGGGAGAGCAAGUGGAGGAGCUCUUGAAAAGAGAAGAGAACAGGGAGUUGCUCGAUGGGUUGGAAAAGGCGUCUCAGAGAGUUGAGAUUGCUAAGAGAGAGCUGGCUGAGAUUGAAAGGCAGGAACUUGAGGCCAAGCUUGUGAGGGAUUACAUUGCUCAACUAGAAAGCAGAGCUUCUGAGAUUGCAGAAUGUCAAAAGGAGAUAUCAGAAGCAAAAUCCAUGGUUGAAGAAGCUGAACGUGCCCUCUCACAAGACGGAGAUCAACUCGGCGGCGGAUAUUCUUUUGCAGCGACCGAAAAUAAGGAAAUCGACAAGGAUAAAGAGAGAUGGCAAUCCAUAAAAGCAGCCUCAGUUUCCGCCCUAGUCGGCACUGUUGCUGCAUUACCCUUCUCCUUCACUCAGGUGGCAAGCAUUUCUGAGCUGAUCCUCCCUCUGGGAGUCACCUUCGCCAGCUGUGCUCUAUUCGGAGUCACCUUCCGAUACACAAUACGAAGAGACUUGGACGAUGCUCAUCUCAAGACCGGAGCGCCUGCAGCAUUCGGAGUUGUCAAAGGGCUUGCUACACUGGAUGGCGGACAGCCUUUGGAACUGAAUGCCGGUAGCUUCUUUUCACAUGCUUUUGAUGGCGCGAUUUACGUGUCUCAGAGUCUUUUUAUUUUUCUUUCUGCUGCUGUUGCUCUGGAUUAUUGUUUUAAGACAGGGCUAUUGAGUCCUUUUCCUAUCAAGAACUCUCUAUCAGGAUCCAAUUAACCAAAAGAUGUUCAUACGUGCGAGAAAUAAGAUAUUUUGAGCUUUA